This is a messenger RNA of Exaiptasia diaphana, 3871 nucleotides long. RefSeq lists its product as uncharacterized. The record is from RefSeq and is a predicted model, not a curated record. NCBI's taxonomy places the organism in Eukaryota, Metazoa, Cnidaria, Anthozoa, Actiniaria, Aiptasiidae. Gene Ontology annotation, molecular function: protein binding. Bases 255 to 3851 code for a protein of 1198 amino acids. The transcript has 6 exons.
CUGGUUACUAACCAAAAUUAGACGUAAAUUGCUACCCGUUCAUGCUUGGAGAUUAACCAUCCGCGGUUGAACGGGUUUAAAAUGUAUACAUUAUCGUUCCCUAUGGCUUAUAUGACGCAGAGAAACCUACUACAAAUUGACAUCGUUAAACUGUCAUGUUAUAGUCUUGCCGAAGUCUCUUUAAGCAAGCUGCGUGGCUGAGAGCGAGUGACAUAUUUCUGACAACUUUGAUUUUGUUUGGRUUCGCAAGCUCGAUGAUAUCACUGRAUGAAAAGUCGUUCGUUUUACAGGGUUCAMUCAGUCGAUCUAGGGAAGCACAGGCCAUGCAUGGCUUGUUGAAAAGCUUAAAUACUCAAAGACAAUUGAAUAUCCUCUGCGAUGUGGUGCUGGUAGUGCAAAGACAAGAGUUUCCCGCUCAUAAAGGAAUACUCGCCGCUAACAGCAACUACUUCAUGGCCAUGUUUACAACAAACAUGAUGGAGAGGGAACAAGCRCGRGUCRUMUURAAAGAAAUCGUACCAUCUGCAGUKGGAGCSAUUCUCGACUUUAUAUACACUGGGAAUUUGAAAAUAAAUCAAGAAAAUGUUCGAGAUUUACUCGAAGCAUCAAAUUUUCUCCUGGUAUCAUCAAUAAAAGAUGCUUGUUGUCAAUUCUUGGAAAACAUUCUGGAUGUGGAAAAUUGCUUGACAAUUAUUUCCAUAGCAGAUGAAUUUUACUGCGAAAGCCUUCACAGAAAGGCAACAUCUUUUUUAUAUAAAGAAUUUCUAAGCGUUACAAARCAYGACGAYUUUAUGAAACUYGCUGUAGAAGAUGUGAGCGAGUUGUUUUCAAGCGAUGAAAUCCAGAUUGACAAYGARUAYCAACUCUUUGAGGCUAUGACCAAUUGGCUUCAGUACGACCUKCCRMGGAGAAGGAAGUUCCUUCUUCGACUUAUGCCACUUGUUMGGCUGCAUUUUGUAAAGCCAGGAUUGAUUGAGGAAAGUCUAGUGUACAAAGAAAUAGCAAAAGAGCUGGACAAAGAUGAGCUUUGCUGGAAAACCCAGGUAUCGGAAUGUCCCAGGAAAUCGUACAGUAAUAUUUCUGUGGUGGUUGUGGCCGGCGGCGUCAACAAGCACAGGAUCCUGGACACAGUAUUGUGUUACAUUCCAAGUGCAAAUAAAUGGUGCUCGCUUGCAAAUCUGAAUGUUCCAAGAUGGAAUCUUAAUGUCAUCGCCGGCAAAACUGGCGUCCUUGCAAUAGGAGGACUACAAGAGGUUUCAACCAUUCAACAAGAACUGCCAUAUAUGGAAAAAUACGACAUCAAAACCAACCAAUGGGAAGUCUUCAAGACCCCUAAACUCCCGUUCCCUGUCGACAGCAGCUCAUUCAGAGCGCUGGGGMUUGGGCACGAGGUUCUGUUUAUAAGAGAUUCAACAGGUGACCUAGAGCCGAGUKUUGUGAGUCUACAAGAACUUAGAGGAGAAAGGAGAUACGUUUCCMUGGCACCACUUCCUGUUCAACGUUCGGGGAUCUGUUGCGUAGCAACUCAAGGUCACGUGUUUGUUAUGGGAGGCUCGACACAGUCCCAUCAUGCACCACUUGGUGAUACCGCAGUACAGAGAUAUAGCAGAACUAAAGACUUAUGGACAACUGAGCCUCCAAUGACACAACCAAGAUGUCAUGCCUCGGCGACAGUCCUCGACGACAAGAUCUACGUCAUAGGCGGUUGCCAUGGUCACAGAGUACUAGCAACCGCAGAGGUUUACGACCCAAGAGUCAAGCAAUGGUCCUCUAUUGCAUCACUAGCUAUACCUCGAAUGAACGCCGGCAUCGCUGUGCACGAUGGGAAGGUUUGGGUUUUUGGUGGAGUAGACGGUCCACGGGGUUCUGUUUUAGAUUCUGUGGAGUGCUAUAACCCAAAACWCGAUAAAUGGAUAUGUUGUACAUCAAUGCCGGAGAAAAGACGAGACUUUAUGUGCUGUUCGACCGACAUUGCUUUCAGAACUGUAGCUUCGAUAAUCGAGGAAUCUUGCCGAAGUCUCUUUAAGCAAGCUGCGUGGCUGAGAGCGAGUGACAUAUUUCUGACAACUUUGAUUUUGUUUGGRUUCGCAAGCUCGAUGAUAUCACUGRAUGAAAAGUCGUUCGUUUUACAGGGUUCAMUCAGUCGAUCUAGGGAAGCACAGGCCAUGCAUGGCUUGUUGAAAAGCUUAAAUACUCAAAGACAAUUGAAUAUCCUCUGCGAUGUGGUGCUGGUAGUGCAAAGACAAGAGUUUCCCGCUCAUAAAGGAAUACUCGCCGCUAACAGCAACUACUUCAUGGCCAUGUUUACAACAAACAUGAUGGAGAGGGAACAAGCRCGRGUCRUMUURAAAGAAAUCGUACCAUCUGCAGUKGGAGCSAUUCUCGACUUUAUAUACACUGGGAAUUUGAAAAUAAAUCAAGAAAAUGUUCGAGAUUUACUCGAAGCAUCAAAUUUUCUCCUGGUAUCAUCAAUAAAAGAUGCUUGUUGUCAAUUCUUGGAAAACAUUCUGGAUGUGGAAAAUUGCUUGACAAUUAUUUCCAUAGCAGAUGAAUUUUACUGCGAAAGCCUUCACAGAAAGGCAACAUCUUUUUUAUAUAAAGAAUUUCUAAGCGUUACAAARCAYGACGAYUUUAUGAAACUYGCUGUAGAAGAUGUGAGCGAGUUGUUUUCAAGCGAUGAAAUCCAGAUUGACAAYGARUAYCAACUCUUUGAGGCUAUGACCAAUUGGCUUCAGUACGACCUKCCRMGGAGAAGGAAGUUCCUUCUUCGACUUAUGCCACUUGUUMGGCUGCAUUUUGUAAAGCCAGGAUUGAUUGAGGAAAGUCUAGUGUACAAAGAAAUAGCAAAAGAGCUGGACAAAGAUGAGCUUUGCUGGAAAACCCAGGUAUCGGAAUGUCCCAGGAAAUCGUACAGUAAUAUUUCUGUGGUGGUUGUGGCCGGCGGCGUCAACAAGUACAGAAUCCUGGACACAGUAUUGUGUUACAUUCCAAGUGCAAAUAAAUGGUGCUCGCUUGCAAAUCUGAAUGUUCCAAGAUGGAAUCUUAAUGUCAUCGCCGGCAAAACUGGCGUCCUUGCAAUAGGAGGACUACAAGAGGUUUCAACCAUUCAACAAGAACUGCCAUAUAUGGAAAAAUACGACAUCAAAACCAACCAAUGGGAAGUCUUCAAGACCCCUAAACUCCCGUUCCCUGUCGACAGCAGCUCAUUCAGAGCGCUGGGGMUUGGGCACGAGGUUCUGUUUAUAAGAGAUUCAACAGGUGACCUAGAGCCGAGUKUUGUGAGUCUACAAGAACUUAGAGGAGAAAGGAGAUACGUUUCCMUGGCACCACUUCCUGUUCAACGUUCGGGGAUCUGUUGCGUAGCAACUCAAGGUCACGUGUUUGUUAUGGGAGGCUCGACACAGUCCCAUCAUGCACCACUUGGUGAUACCGCAGUACAGAGAUAUAGCAGAACUAAAGACUUAUGGACAACUGAGCCUCCAAUGACACAACCAAGAUGUCAUGCCUCGGCGACAGUCCUCGACGACAAGAUCUACGUCAUAGGCGGUUGCCAUGGUCACAGAGUACUAGCAACCGCAGAGGUUUACGACCCAAGAGUCAAGCAAUGGUCCUCUAUUGCAUCACUAGCUAUACCUCGAAUGAACGCCGGCAUCGCUGUGCACGAUGGGAAGGUUUGGGUUUUUGGUGGAGUAGACGGUCCACGGGGUUCUGUUUUAGAUUCUGUGGAGUGCUAUAACCCAAAACWCGAUAAAUGGAUAUGUUGUACAUCAAUGCCGGAGAAAAGACGAGACUUUAUGUGCUGUUCGACCGACAUUGCUUUCAGAACUGUAGCUUCGAUAAUCGAGGAAUAAAAGUUUUCAAGGAUUUUUAA